Jaculus jaculus (lesser Egyptian jerboa) is the source of this 3604-nucleotide messenger RNA. RefSeq names its product CTD phosphatase subunit 1 (gene Ctdp1). Gene Ontology annotation, molecular function: RNA polymerase II CTD heptapeptide repeat phosphatase activity. NCBI's taxonomy places the organism in Eukaryota, Metazoa, Chordata, Mammalia, Rodentia, Dipodidae. The coding region runs from base 1 to 2919 and encodes 972 amino acids. Gene Ontology annotation, cellular component: nucleus. The transcript is spliced from 13 exons. The record is from RefSeq and is a predicted model, not a curated record.
AUGGAGGCGCCGCCCGCCGCCCGCGCUCCCACCGAGGGCGCCCCGACGGCGGCCGUGGCCGAGGUGCGCUGCCCGGGCCCCGUGCCGUUGCGCCUGCUCGAGUGGAAGGUGGCGACGGGAGCGACGGUGCGCAUCGGCUCGGUGCUGGCCGUGUGCGAGCCCGCCACCUCCGCACAGCCCUCCGGACCUGCCCCAUCCCGUGCCGCCUCCGGGGGCUGCGUGCGCGCGGCGCGGGCGGAACGCAGGCUCCGAUCGGAGCGCGCCGGAGUGGUGCGAGAACUGUGUGCCCAGCCGGGCCAGGUGGUGGCCCCCGGAGCACUUCUGGUGAGAGUGGAAGGAUGCAGCCAUCCUGUUGUCAUGAAGGGCCUGUGUGCUGAGUGUGGCCAAGACCUGACCCAGUUGCAGAGUAAAAAUGGGAAACAGCAGGUGCCACUGUCCACAGCGACUGUGUCCAUGGUCCACAGUGUACCUGAGUUAAUGGUGAGCUCUGAGCAAGCUGAAAAAAUAGCAAAAGAAGAUCAGCAGCGGCUACAUCGAAACAGAAAACUUGUCCUCAUGGUUGACUUGGACCAGACACUGAUCCAUACCACUGAGCAGCACUGUCCCCAGAUGUCAAAUAAAGGCAUCUUUCACUUCCAACUGGGCCGUGGCGAGCCAAUGCUGCAUACCCGCCUGCGGCCUCACUGCAAGGACUUCUUGGAGAAGAUCGCCAAGCUGUAUGAGCUGCACGUCUUCACUUUUGGCAGCCGGCUCUACGCGCACACCAUUGCAGGUUUCUUGGACCCUGAGAAGAAGCUUUUUUCUCAUCGAAUAUUGUCUAGAGACGAAUGUAUUGACCCAUUUUCUAAGACAGGAAACCUUAAAAAUCUCUUUCCUUGUGGAGACUCAAUGGUGUGCAUUAUUGAUGAUCGAGAAGAUGUCUGGAAGUUCGCCCCCAACCUGAUAACUGUGAAGAAGUAUGCGUACUUCCCAGGCACAGGGGACGUGAACGCGCCCCCUGGGUCUCGGGAGUCUCAGGCAAGAAAGAAAGUAAACUAUUCUUCCAAAGGAGCCGAUGUCUUGGACCAGGCUCUGUCUGUGAAGGACUCCGAGGAAGGCAGAGUUAUUCCUGGUGGGGAGCAGAGCAAUGGCCUGGGAAAGUCCUCCCAUGAACUCAAUGGUGGUGAGGCUGUGCCAGGGGCUUCUCCUGGUAAGACAGAUGAAAAGGAGACCUGGCCCCCCAACCAGGCCCCCUCCACCACCAAUCCCAGUGGCCACGAACUGGCAGAUGCUCCAGAGCCUCCGGUGUCUUGUGAACGGACUGGUCGCACCUCACCUGGGGUGCAGCUCUCUCAGGGAACCGCCGCCCAGGAUUUGGAUUUUGACUUGUCCAGUGACAGUGAGAGCAGCGAGUCAGAAGGUCAGAAGUCCUCCUCCUCCACUUCUGAUGGGGAAAGUGAGAAGAGAGGCCGGACCAAGUCUUCAGCUGCCCAGGACCGAGCAAGAGACUGGCAGCAGAGUGGACCCCCUGAUGCAGGUGGAGGGAGACCUGCAGAAGCAGGCUCCCCGAGAGACUCUGGGCCUAGUGUCCACCUGCAUGACAAAGUGCCAGACCUGGACAUGCAGGAAGAGGGAGAACGGGAUGGCCUAUGUGGCCUGGGCAAUGGCUGUGCAGACCGGAAGGAGGCUGAGACAGAGUCGCAGAACAGUGAGCAAUCAGGCGUCACCGCAGGGGAGUCCCUGGAUCAGAGUGUGGGGGAGGAGGAGGACGAUGACACCGAUGACGAUGACCACCUGAUUCACCUUGAGGAGAUCCUCGUGCGUGUGCAUACCGACUACUACACGAAGUACGACAGGUACCUCAACAAGGAGCUAGAGGAUGCUCCAGACAUACGGAAAAUUGUGCCGGAGCUCAAGAGCAAGGUGUUGGCAGAUGUGGCUGUGAUAUUCAGUGGCCUGCACCCAACAAACUUCCCUGUGGAGAAGACCAGGGAGCACUACCAUGCCACGGCCCUGGGGGCCAAGGUCCUCACCCAGCUGGUGUUGAGCCCUGAUGCCCCAGACAGAGCCACUCACCUCAUCGCGGCGCGGGCGGGCACAGAGAAGGUACGCCAGGCACAAGAGUGCAGGCACCUGCACGUGGUCAGCCCCGACUGGCUUUGGAGCUGCUUGGAGCGCUGGGACAAGGUGGAGGAACAACUCUUCCCACUCACAGAAGAUGACACCCGCGCACACAGGGAGAACAGCCCGGCCGUCUUUUCAGAUAGGCAGAGUGUGCCACCACCAGCCUUGUUCCACCCAAUGCCCAUCCACCCCAAGGCUCAGCCUGGCCCCGAGGUUCGGAUCUAUGACUCCCACACAGGCAAGCUCAUCCGGAUGGGCACCCAGGGUCCAGCACCAGCUCCCUCCAGUGCCCCGCCCGUCCAUGGAGAGCCCUCCUCCUUCAGAACUGUUCAGCCACAUCAGCAGCAGAUGUUUGGUGAAGAGCUGCCCGGAUCUCAAGAUGGAGAGCAGCCUGGCCCUGCCAGAAGAAAGCGACAGCCGAGUAUGUCAGAAACAAUGCCACUGUACACUCUCUGUAAGGAAGACUUAGAGAGUAUGGACAAAGAGGUUGAUGACAUCCUUGGAGAAGGCAGCGAUGACAGUGACAAUGAGAAGAAGAAGCCAGAAGACCAGGAUGACGAACAGGAGAGAGCACUGAAGCCCAGGAAGGCCAAGGCCCCAGGGACCCGAAGGGAACAGCCUCUGGGGUCAUCUUCAUCCUGCGAGAGGAAUGCCACUGGCACGCGUGGGCCCAGAGGCCACAAGAGAAAGCUGAAUGAGGAGGACGCUGCGAGCGAGUCCAGCAGGGAGUCCAGCAACGAGGACGAGGAGGGCAGCAGCUCCGAGGCAGACGAGAUGGCAGCGGCACUUGAAGCGGAGCUGAAUGACCUGAUGUGACGGGAGCCUGCAGAGGGCAGCUGCCCACUCGCCAUGCCAGCCCCACGGCUCAGAUCCUUUUCCUCCAGAAAACGUUUAUUUUCCAGAGCUCCACAUGCAGAAAUGCAUUAUUUUGCAGAAAUAGGUGUUUAUAAGAAGUUUUACUAUAGGAAAGUCUACUUUUUUAAGUGACAAAGUGUUACGAGGAGUCGGUGUGCUAUGCCAAAGAGCUCGGCAGGGCCUCACAGUAAAACUGGAUGUGCGGUGUCUGAUCACAUAGUGAGGGAGUGUGGGGGUUCCCUUUGAAUGUUUCAUCAAAUUUAGAGUCAAGACUCUGGGGGACCCAACAGACCUAGAGAACAAUGUACCAUUAAUGUAACAGAAACCUGGUAUCUUGGGCUUUUUCACAGCUGAAGCUUUUCUGAGUUUUUGAAGGAUUUUUAAAUAAAACAGCGGUGUACAUGUGUACAGGACACCAAGACACAGAGGCUGGCCUGGAAGCCCCAGCCUUCCUGUGCUUCCUCAGAGGGUCUGCAGAAGAUCUGGGGCUCGUGACGCAGGUCCUACUGGGGCGGCACGACAAGAGGCCCUCCCUUUCCUUGGGCGGCCUGUGCUGCUUUGCGAGAGCCGAUGUAAAGUUUUUGUAUAUUUCAUAUGCGACCCACCAGAUUCUUCUUCCAUUUAAUAAAAUCCUUUUUGUAAGUUC